Eriocheir sinensis (Chinese mitten crab) is the source of this 1940-nucleotide messenger RNA. Its product is annotated as zinc finger MYM-type protein 6-like. Bases 112 to 801 code for a protein of 229 amino acids. The record is from RefSeq and is a predicted model, not a curated record. The transcript has a single exon. NCBI's taxonomy places the organism in Eukaryota, Metazoa, Arthropoda, Malacostraca, Decapoda, Varunidae.
UACAUUCUGACAGGACUGUAUCUAGAGGUUUGAUUGUAAAUUGCAUAGGCAAAGAAAGCUUAGACAUGAUUGUAAAGAAACUUAGAACCCAAAGGUUUUCUUUAUUGGUUGAUGAAAGCACAGAUAUCAACUACAAAGCAACUCGCUUUGGUUGCUAGGGUUCUAGAUGAUGACACAAAGACUGUGCAGGAUAUAUUUCUCCACCUAAUUGAUGUGGCUGAAGCUACUGCAGAUUCUUUGUUUAAAACCAUUCAUUCCUUUUUUGAAAAGCAUCAGAUUCCAUUUAGGAACAUGAUUGGUUUUGCUGGAGACAAUGCAGCUGUCAUGAUGGGUAACUAUAAUGGUUUAAAAGCAAAACUCCAGCAGGUGUCUCCUAAUUUAUUUGUUCUUGGCUGCAUAUGUCAUUCUUUGCAUCUUUGUUGUUCAUCUGCUUGUUUGAAGCUCCCUAAAGUUAUUGAAGACUUGUGCAGAGACAUAUAUAAUUAUAUCUGUCAUAGCCCUAAGCAUAUGAAUGAAUUCCAACAGUUCCAGGAAUUCGUGAACAUACAGCCACACAGGAUUUUACGUCCAAGUCAGACUCGCUGGUUGUCUGUUCAGUGUGUGGUAGACAGAAUUCUGGAGCAGUGGAAUGCUCUUGUUUUGUAUUUUCAAGGUGCUGCUCUGGAAGACCACUUAGAGUCUGCUGAGAAAAUCUAUGGAGCAUUGGUGAAUCCAGUGUAUAAACUGUAUUUCAGUUUUCUAAGCCAUAUUCUACCUGUCGUAACCAAAAUGAACAAGGAAUUCCAGAGUGAAGGUGUUUAAAUUCACCAUGCAUUUGAAAAAGUGUGUGCUUUAUACAGAUCAGUUCUUUCAAAUUACAUGAAGAGAGAGGUACUGAACACCCAAGACAUAUUCACAGUAAAUCCUCAUGACCCAAAUAACUUUUUGAGUGAAACAGAUAUAUUGCGGUACUAAGGCUCAGCGAUUGCUUCUUGAGGCUCGUUCCACUAUUGAGACAUCUUUUGUAUCUGUGUUUAGAGUCAAAUGCCUUAAUUUCUAUGUUGAACUAGCAACUCAGAUUCGUAAAAGGUUCAUGGGAAUAAACAAAGUAAUGCCUUUGCUUACUGCACUGGAUCCUAAGACUGCUAUCAAUCAAACAAUGAGAGAUUUAACUGAGUUAAUGGAUACAUUCCCUAAUCUUGUUCCUGAACCCCAACAAGAUGCUGUGAAUGAUGAAUGGAGAAAUCUUCCUUUUCACACAACCAAAAUACAAAAGACAUCUGAUCCAGUACAGUUCUGGUAUAAAGUCAGAGCCUUAGAGUAUGCUGACAAAUCUCAGGUAUUUCCUCACCUGUCUGACUUUAUGCUAUCUCUACUAGUGUUACCACACCCAACAGCAACUGUUGAAAGGAUCUUUUCCCAAGUAAAUCUGAUUAAGACAGAUAGGAGAAACCGCCUUAAUGCAGAGUCUGUUAAUGGGGUAAUGCUAACAAAAAUGGAUGGGAGUACCAAGCCAUGUUGUGAAUGGGUACCAAGCAUGAAAAUGAUACAUUCUGCAUCUAAAGUCAAGAGUGAUGAAGAAGAGAACACUGAUUAGGAUAAUAAGUAGCUAGUAGUUAGUUAAAUGUUUUUUUCUUUUUUCAUGUUACACUGGGUAAUAUUUUAUUUUGGAAAGAUGUGAUAAAUGAUCAAGCCAAUUUUAUCUUGGUCCUUUCCUAAUUGUAUUCCUGAAAAAUAUAUAUGUUUAUUAGAUUAUGUUGUUCCUUACAAACUGAGAAUUGGACAGUAUUAUUAUUAUAGUAUAGUAUAGUAUUAUUCGGAAGUUAGUGGAACUGCCCCUGAACCUUGUAAACUUAGAGACAGGCCAGGGGGUUACUCACUAUGAUUAUAUGUUGUCUUGCCCUUCAGCAGCACUUUACAGGCCACAGGGCCGGUGGGAGCUGGAUGAGCUGGUGAGCUGG